Molecule: messenger RNA, 2643 nt
Organism: Salarias fasciatus (jewelled blenny)
Lineage: Eukaryota; Metazoa; Chordata; Actinopteri; Blenniiformes; Blenniidae
Product: RNA-binding protein FUS-like
Exons: 15
Coding region: 104-1870 (588 amino acids)
Biological process (GO): regulation of DNA-templated transcription
Molecular function (GO): RNA binding
Source: RefSeq, a predicted model, not a curated record
UGUGAUGACCGUCUAUUUUGGUCGUGAUUCUUCUCCCGGUCCAUUGAACUGUGCACGGCGGUAGAUGAUAACGGGACAGAUAUUAACGGACCCACGCUAUUAGAUGGCCUCUCACGAUUAUUCUCAGACAUCAGGACAAGGGUACGGCUCCUAUGGUGGGGGCGGUGGAGGUAACCAUGGUUACGGCCAGUCGUCCGGUCAGGGCUACAGUCAGCAGGGCUACGGAGGCUACGGCCAGGACUCAGAGGACAGCCCCGGGUCCUACAGCCAGGGUGGCUACGGAGGCUACGCUCAGCCGCAGUCAGGAGGAUACGGCUCUGCUCCCUCCAACCAGGGAGGAGGAGGCGGAGGAGGUGGAGGAGGAGGAGGAGGAGGAGGAGGGGGAGGGUAUGGUCACUCCAGUCAGUCCUACAGCUCUGGAGGAUACAACAGCGGCAACCAGCCAUCCAACAUGAGCUACAACCAGCCGCCGUCUUUCUCUGGGUACAGCCAGCAGCACCAGCAGCAGCCGCCGCCGUCCUCGUCUGCAGGUUAUGAAGGAAACUCCUCAGCUUCCAACUACAACCAGCCUCCCAGCGGUGGGCACGGCGGCGGGGGAGGUUAUGGUGGAGGUCAGGCCGGCGGGUACGGCGGGAGUCACCAGCCGCCGCCUCAACAUGGAGGAGGUGGAGGAGCAGGAGGAGGAUUAGGAGGAGGAGGAGGAGGAGGUCACUACAACCCGCCUCCCAGCUACAACUCCCCUCCUCCGCCCAGCUUCAGCCAGCAGAGCCCGUACAGCCAGGGUGGAGGAUACGGAGAUGAGAGCCCACCCCUGAGCGCAGGAGGUGGAGGGUACGGUGGUCCUGAAGGAGGCUACGGCGGCCAGGAGGGCUGUGGUGGGCGGGGCCGCGGCGGGCCGUUUGGAGGUCGUGGUGGCGGCAGCGGCGGCGGAGGUUACGAUCGCGGUUUUGACCGCGGAGGCCGAGGUGGACUGAGAGGAAGAGGAGGCAUGGGAAUGGGCGAUCGAGGAGGAUUCAAUAAGUUUGGUGGACCCAGAGAGCCGGGACAUCUGCACUCAGGACCCGGCUACAUGCAGGACCAGGAUAACUCCGAUAACAACACCAUCUUCGUCCAAGGCCUGGGGGACGACUACACGGUGGAGUCCGUGGCGGACUUCUUCAAGCAGAUCGGGAUCAUCAAGGUGAACAAGAAGACGGGGAUGCCGAUGAUCAACCUGUACACCGACCGGGACACGGGGAAGCUGAAGGGAGAAGCCACCGUGUCGUUCGACGACCCGCCGUCUGCCAAGGCCGCCAUCGACUGGUUUGACGGAAAGGACUUCAAUGGAAACCCGAUCAAAGUGUCGUUCGCCACCCGCAGGGCCGACUUUGGAGGCCGAGGCGGGAUGAGGGGAGGCCGAGGACGAGGAGGGCCAAUGGGUCGCGGAGGAUUCGGAGGAGGUCGCGGUGGAGGUUUCCCAGGAAGCAACGGGGGAGCGGGAGGAGCGGGAGGGGGCGCACCGGGAGGAGGAGGAUUGGGAGGAGGAGCAGGAGGAGGAGGAGGAGGACAGCAGAGAGCUGGAGACUGGAAGUGUUCAAACCCUAACUGUGGAAACCUGAACUUCUCGUGGCGUAACGAGUGUAACCAGUGCAAGGCGCCGAAGCCGGAGGACGCCGGCGGGAUGCCCCCCAUGGAGAGAGGAGGAUAUGGUGGCGACCGGAGAGGUGGGUUUGAGCGGGGCGGCGGCGGCGGCGGCGGCGGCGGCUUCAGGGGCCGAGGCGGAGACCGUGGAGGCUUCAGGGGACGAGGAGGAGACCGAGGAGGGUACAGCCCUGGAAAGAUGGACGCUAGGGGCGAUCGCAGGCAGGAGCGGCGAGGCCGUCCCUACUAACUGGACAGACGUCCACAUCCUCCACCCGCUGCUCUCAUCUUCUCUUUAACUCCGCUCAUCCUGACCGGUGUGGAGAACCAGCCUGUUCUUGUCCCCGUGUUUGGUGUUUCCUCCUCUGUCAGGGGAAUCAACCCAGAGAAGAGGGUGAAUGCGUGAGGAACGUGGAAAUGUAAAAACCCGUCUGCUUUUCCCAGAUUUCCUAGAUGUGUAGCUGUUAGCGAUGAAACAUCAGCAGGGAAGGCGGAGACGAUCUGCCAGAAGAGAAAACCCACAAUCCUUGAAAUAAAUCCACGUUUAAAAUAAAAAAUGAGUUGAGACAGCAACAGAGAGCACACACUUCAACCAGCUAUCAUGGCAGAUUCACUGAAAUGUCUUUAUUUAUUCAUUUAUUUAUUCAUUAUUUGUUUGAUGUGAACAACUUUAAAGAUUCAACAUGCAUGACUUCAGUCUUCAGUUUCUGCUGCUGCAGCGACACGGUUCACAGAAUCCCUUCAUCAGGAGUUUAGGAUGCAGAGAACUUCUAUUUCCCUCCAGCCAAAUAAAAAACGGUGACGGUGUGUAACGGAUCAGACCAGCUGAAGCUCUGCCAGCUCUGCCGAUUGGCUGAGGCUGAACCUCCGGAGGUGUCUUUGUUUGAUCCUGUGUUUAUGACUUCCUGUCCUGUUGAUGUUUCUAUUGUGAGGAGUUUCAGAUAAAAAUGUGAUCAAAUUCAGUGAGUCCAAGCAUUUUUCUUCACAAGUGAUUCUGCUUCUGUUUAGCAAGCAGCUGGAAGA